This is a messenger RNA of Paraphaeosphaeria sporulosa, 1979 nucleotides long. Its product is annotated as adenylyl cyclase-associated protein. Gene Ontology annotation, biological process: cytoskeleton organization; regulation of adenylate cyclase activity. Gene Ontology annotation, molecular function: adenylate cyclase binding; actin binding. The record is from RefSeq and is a predicted model, not a curated record. Lineage: Eukaryota; Fungi; Ascomycota; Dothideomycetes; Pleosporales; Didymosphaeriaceae. Gene Ontology annotation, cellular component: cytoplasm. The coding region runs from base 200 to 1780 and encodes 526 amino acids. The transcript is spliced from 4 exons.
UGCGCCGACACUUGGACACACUGCACAGUGCAUUCGCGCCCUCCCGAGAGAACCGUUCUCGUACCCCGCGCCUAUUCCUAGCAUCGAAGUUUUCUAGAAGGCAAGCGCUGGUGCAUCGUACCUGCAGUUAUCCGCCCCGGAACCAACGACCGAGCUGCCCCUUCUCUGGCUGCGAACAGAGCAUCCGCGCAACGGCAACAUGGCACAGACGGGCAUGCACAAUCUGCAGACGCUUAUUAAAAGGCUCGAAGCUGCCACCAGCAGACUCGAAGACAUAGCAUCCACUUCGGCCGGAUUCGAAGCGGGCACCCCCAACGGAAGCCCCGCGCCACCACCUGCUGCCGCCGGCGCCGCAACGAGCGCCGCGCCCCCGGCCAAAGCUGUUGAGAGCUUGCCCCCCUCCGUCGAGGCCUUCGAUGCCAUCAUCAACGCCGACCUGAAGCCGUGGCUCGAGCUGAGCAGCAAGCUGGGCAAUGUCAUCGACGGCCAGGCCAAAGCUGUCCAGCAGGCCUUCACGGCCCAGCGGGACUUCCUCUUCAUUGCGGCCAAGGCGAAGAAGCCGGAUAUUUCCACCAACACAGAGAUCCUGAAGCAUCUGCAGGCCGCCAUAGGAGAGGUCGACGAGAUCCGCCAGGGCAACCGCGACCGCGCGCUACAGAACCCAUUGACCAUGGUGGCCGACAGUGCCUGGGCUCUGGGCUGGGUCACCGUCGAGGGCAGCCCGAAGCCGCAUGAGUACCUCAACGAGCUUUUUGGCGGUGCUCAGAUGGCUGGAAACAAGGUUCUCACGGAGCACAAGGACGGCCCGGACAAGACGUACGCCGAAUGGGUCCGCGCAUACUACAAGCUCUUCAAGUCACUCUCCGAGUACGUGAAGAAGUUCCACCUCAGUGGUGUCGCAUGGAAUAAGGACGGCAUCGACGCGAAGGAAGCCGCCCAGCAGAUCAAGAGCGGCUCGACGACUUCCGCCGCAAACAUCCCUCCCCCGCCUCCCCCGCCCCCAGCUGGAGGCAUUCCUCCACCUCCGGGUCCCCCGCCGCCACCAGGCCCACCCCCGCCAGGCGCUCUGCCUCCGCCGCCGUCAUCCAAGAAAUCGCCCGCGGACAUGGGCGCCGUAUUCGAUGAACUGAACAAGGGCGAGGCCGUCACAAAGGGCCUUAAGAAGGUGGACCCGAGCCAGAUGACACACAAGAACCCUUCGCUACGAGCUACCGCGCCCGUACGCAGCGACAGCAAUGGGUCACUGAGGAGUAAGAGCCCUGCGCCACCUGGCAAGAAGCCCAAGCCCGAAUCGAUGCGGACUAAGAAGCCGCCGAAGAAGGAGCUGGACGGCAACAAGUGGAUAAUAGACAACUUUGACAGCCCGGGCGACAUGAUCGAGAUUGAGGCCGAAAUCAACCACUCCAUCCUCAUCUCGCGAUGCAAGAACACAACCAUCCGCAUCAACGGCAAGGCAAAUGCCAUUUCCAUCGACAACUCGGAGAAGACGUCCAUCGUCAUCGAUUCCCUCGUCAGCUCGGUCGACGUCAUCAAGUGCCCCAAGUUCGCUCUCCAGGUCCUCGGCACGCUCCCAACGCUGCUGCUCGACCAAGUCGACGGCGCCAGCGUGUACCUGAGCAAGGACUCGCAAAACACCGAGAUCCUCUCCAGCAAAAGUUCGAGCGUCAACAUCAACCUGCCGACUGAUGAUGACUAUGUGGAGACGCCUGUACCGGAGCAGAUCCGGACGUACAUCAAGGACGGCAAGCUGAUUAGCGAGAUUGUGGAGCAUGCUGGAUAGUUUUUGGCAGGGCUUUUGUAAGAUGAAUGUAGGGCUUGCCGCUGGUUGUAUUGAAUCUUGAUCACGAUGCAUUGGGUGGAGUCUGACGUGCUGCGCUGUGGCAUUUGCGGCCGGCUAGCGGACUGGCUUUUGAAUGAAUGCAACUUGAUAUCUUUGAGUAUCUAGUCUAUAUUGCAGUACAAUAUUGGCUUCUCAUCUU